CGAAAAUCACAAAGAAAAGAACCCACAAUUUGCAGCUAUGGAUGUUGAGAAGAAAGCGCGGCUUGCGGCCAACAUCGCAGACUACUGGCGACCCGUGGGUGGUCAAGUCCCUCGACGACGUUUUGAAGAGGUGACAACAGUGGAGUUUCUUCGGGACUACGUGGCCAUGUCACAGCCCCUCAUCUUCACGGAUCUACCAAGUGAACAAUGGCCCUGUUUGCACCGCUGGACCGAUGAGUACCUCACCACGCUGAGCGAGCACUUCGUCUCGGUGAACGUCACGCCCAACGGCCGCGCCGAUGCGGUGGACGAAGAGGGGAGGUUUGUGAAGCCUUUGGAGGAACGGAUGAGCUUCCAGGACUUUUGGAAAUCUUUGUCCUCUGGAGGCGAAGUCCUAUACCUUUCACGGCAGAACGACUCCUUGCGCGAGGAAUUCGCACCGUUGCUGGGCGAUAUCCCCUCGGUGGUGCCCCUGGCUGCGGAGGCCUUCAACAACGACCCGGAGGCCAUCAAUCUAUGGAUUGGCGAGGAUCGCUCUGUCUCUUCAUGUCACAAGGACCCUUAUGAGAAUUUGUACCUCGUGGUGCGCGGAACCAAGCUCUUCACACUUUUGCCUCCAGCCAGCGCCCCGUUCUUGCACGAGGAGGAAGUGCCAGCUGCUUCGUACGUGCGCAAUGACUCUGGGCAGUUGGAAGUGGUCUUGGACAAUCCAGAGGACUUCGUGCCAUGGAUCCCCUUCGACGUCGCCGACGUCUACGGCGACGGCGAUGGUCGCUACGCGGACUAUGGUCGCUUCGGCGCCGCGCUGGCGGUGGAGGUCUCGGUGGAGGCGGGUGAGCUUCUCUACUUACCUGCCAUGUGGUAUCAUCGGGUGGCACAACGCGGAGUGACCAUUGCGGUGAACUAUUGGCACGACAUGCAGUUUGGGCACAACUACUUGCACCACCAGUUUCUCCGGGAUGCCUUUGGCAUGGACCGUUACGACGACGUCGAGGAGUGAUGCACCUUGGAGGAUGAAGAUCCAGGCUUCAUCGCUGAGGCAGACAUCCUUCCAGUCCCAUGGAUGGUCUGGGAGAGGUUGUUUGGAAUUGGAAGUUGAGCCCAUCCUUCUUUCGCGGACCCGACGGAGUCAGAUGGCGAAGCAUUUUCUGGUAUUGGUCAGAUGGCGAAGCACACGUCACAACACAUGGCAGACGGGGCGCUGACAGGCUGAGCUGGUGUGAAACACACUGCGAGUUCUCGAUGGCAAAUCACUGGGAAGGGGAGAUUCUGAGGGCUCCUGCGCCUUCGCGGCAAAUCGUUCAGGGCCAGUGAAUCAGCAGACCGCAGACACGGAAGACGAGACGCCGGUGCCCUAGCUGGCGGAGAAGCAGUGCGAAGCAGUGGAAUAUCUUCGGCAGAAAGUACAGGGAAAAAAAGGUGAUCAAGUGGAACAAGAGGCCUUGCACCGAGCAGUGAUUCAUCCUAGGAAUCCAGUCGUACCUUCUCAGAAGGUACGACUGGACCCUCCAAAUCUACAUAACAGUGCCUCCAAUCACCUUCUGAGAAGGUACUUGGAUCCCUAGGGUCAGUUCAACUGAAGGAGUUGGAAG
Messenger RNA from Durusdinium trenchii, 1592 nucleotides. Lineage: Eukaryota; Dinophyceae; Suessiales; Symbiodiniaceae. The record is from the annotation of a GenBank genome assembly.